CACUUCAGUUAAACAACUAGCCAUGUCCCUUCUUCUUCCAUCGAAGUCUCUCGCUUUCACUCUCCACUCUUCAACCUCCGAAUUCAAACUCCAUUAUCCCACCCCCAGACAGCCCCACUCUCGCAGCCAAACCCUCCCUCCAACGCCAAUCCUCUGCGCCAAGAGAACCGGCAAACAGAGAUACCCUUCAGAGAAAAAAAAGCUCAAGUUCAAACACAAACAAGUCCUCACUGAUGUGAAGAACAAGUUCGAAGGCUUUUGGAGGCUCUCAAAACUCGGCGUUUUGGUGAAUAAAGACCCGGGAAAGGACUUUCUCGGCAUCUCCGAUGGGUUGCUUGAGCAAAUUGCUAAAGUUCUCGAGUUUCCGGUUGCUUCUAUGCUGCCGCGGGAGGCGUUUUCGGUUGUACGGAAAUCGUUUGAUGCGAGGAAGGUUUUAAAGGAACCAAAGUUUGUAUACACUGUGGACAUGGAUGUCAGCAAACUUUUAGAUCUAGAGCCUCGUACUUGGGACUUCAUUUCUCGGUUGGAGCCGAAGGUUGGGGUUGUAGAACAUAUGCCUCGUGAAAGAGCUUCCGGUGACUUGAUUAGCAUAAUACAUGACUGUAAAAAAAUCUCUGAGGAAUCAUGUAAGUACCCAACAACCAGAAAACCCAAUGUCGCUGUUGUGGGUAGUGGCCCAUCCGGCUUGUUUGCUAGUCUUGUUCUUGCAGAACUUGGUGCAGAUGUCACCUUAAUUGAAAGAGGUCAACCAGUUGAACAGAGGGGGCGCGACAUUGGUGCUUUGGUAGUUCGUCGGAUUUUAGAAUUGGAGAGCAAUUUUUGCUUUGGGGAGGGUGGUGCAGGUACCUGGAGUGAUGGAAAGCUGGUAACUAGAAUUGGAAGAAACAGUGAAAGUGUUUUGGCAGUUAUGAACACUUUAGUUCACUUUGGAGCUCCAGAAAAAAUACUGGUUGAUGGAAAGCCCCAUUUGGGAACGGAUAAGUUGAUUCCAUUACUUCGCAACUUUCGCCAACAUUUACAAAGACUGGGUGUUACUAUCAAGUUUGGAACAAGGGUAGAUGAUCUAAUCAUAGAGGAUGAAAGUGUUGUGGGGGUCAAGGUUUCUGACGCAAAAGAUGUAUCUAGGUUAGAUUUCCAGAAAUUGAGUUAUGAUGCAGUUGUCUUGGCUGUUGGGCAUUCUGCACGUGAUAUGUAUCAAAUGCUUCUUUCUCAUAAUAUAGACCUGCUCCCGAAAGAUUUUGCUGUUGGUUUGCGGGUUGAGCAUCCUCAGCAACUAAUAAACAGUAUACAGUAUUCCAGAUUGGCUGCUGAGGUCCGCAAUGGACGUGGGAAAGUACCAGUUGCAGAUUACAAAGUUGUUAAGUAUGUUAGUGGUGAGGACAUGGACAUCAAUGUCAGGCCUAUGAGUCGUAGUUGCUAUUCCUUCUGCAUGUGUCCAGGUGGACAGGUUGUUCUUACAAGUACUAAUCCAUCAGAACUAUGUAUCAAUGGCAUGUCAUUUUCUCGUCGUUCAUCCAGAUGGGCAAAUGCAGCACUUGUUGUCACUGUCUCAGCAAAGGAUUUUGAGGCAUAUAACUUCCAUGGACCUCUUGCUGGGGUUGAAUUUCAGCGAGAAUUUGAGCAAAGAGCAGCUAUGAUGGGAGGGGGAAACUUUGUGGUUCCCGUGCAGAGAGUUAUGGAUUUUUUAGAGAACAAGUUACCAGGCACAUCUCUGCCACCAUCAAGCUAUCGGCUAGGAGUGAAGGCAUCGAAUCUCCAUGAGCUGUUUCCUGCUCAUAUCACGGAUGCAUUGAAGCAAUCGAUCUCAAUGUUUGACAAAGAGUUACCAGGAUUUAUCUCUGAGGCUGCUCUUCUUCAUGGCGUAGAGACUAGGACCAGUUCGCCUGUUCAGAUUCCCCGCAGUAACAACACCUACGAGAGCACGUCCAUAAAAGGACUCUACCCAGUUGGUGAAGGAGCAGGCUAUGCCGGUGGGAUCGUAAGUGCAGCAGUGGAUGGCAUGUAUGCUGGUUUUGCUGCUGCAAAAAAUUUCGAUCUGUUUCUCGGUGACAUAGAAUCAGUUUUGGGGAAAGCUCAGGGCGCUGGAUUCGUAAAGUACUAAAAGAUGUCCCAAACAAAUACAAAUUCAUCUGCUUUUGGUUCCACCAAACAAACGAAUUGUUGAUAAUGUGGUCAACAAAAACUUGACUUAAAAUGAUUUUCUGGGUUUCAUUACAGUUGGAAGAGUCACAAGUUAAACCUCUACCAGCAAAUAAUGCAUACAGGAGCGAAAUAAAAAACGACACCUUUCGAUGGCUGCCAGAGUUUGUGAUUCUGUUUUCGUGAUAACUAUGAACAAAUGCAGACGAAGCAAAUCCUAGCAUUGUUUGUGCAAGAGGAUGUAGUGAAUUCUUGAAGCAAGAGCUAGAGUUUUAGCUCGUAAACUACAUACUUGCUCAGAAGUGCUUAUUUUUUUGUAGUUUAUACAUUGUAAUCUGAGAAUCAUUUUUUGAGAUAAGAUUUUGAUUGAAGUUGAGACAUGUAGCAGUC
Messenger RNA from Pistacia vera, 2529 nucleotides. RefSeq lists its product as uncharacterized. The transcript is spliced from 14 exons. Gene Ontology annotation, molecular function: FAD binding. The coding region runs from base 23 to 2101 and encodes 692 amino acids. The record is from RefSeq and is a predicted model, not a curated record. NCBI's taxonomy places the organism in Eukaryota, Viridiplantae, Streptophyta, Magnoliopsida, Sapindales, Anacardiaceae.